ACCAUGAGGCUUCUGCUGUUGGCUCUUCCUGUCCUUGCUCUUCUACCCCAAGUGAUCCCAGCCUAUGGUGGUGAGAAAAAAUGCUUGAACGGAUUGGGGAGCUGCAGGAAAAACUGCAAAGAUGGAGAAAUGUUUUGGGACACGUGUAAAUAUCGCAGAGUCUGCUGCAUUCCAGACACUAGGGAGCGCAAGCGAAAGGUCUCCGUCGCUGUCGGUUGGACCACCGGGACCACUGAGGCAACCCCUGAAGACUCUACAGCCUCUGCAGCCUUUACAAUGGACUUCGAUUUUUAA
Myodes glareolus (Bank vole) is the source of this 294-nucleotide messenger RNA. RefSeq names its product defensin beta 118. Gene Ontology annotation, cellular component: extracellular region. The record is from RefSeq and is a predicted model, not a curated record. NCBI's taxonomy places the organism in Eukaryota, Metazoa, Chordata, Mammalia, Rodentia, Cricetidae. Gene Ontology annotation, biological process: innate immune response.